UGGUGGAAGAGAGAGACGAUGACGAUGAAUCAGUGGCGUGAGGGGGCAAAAGGAAUAACGAAUUGACGAGGCUGCUGCUGCUGUCUUCUGUAAGAACGAACAAAACAAAACAACCUUCAAAAAAGCAAAGAAAUAUGAACAAAGGCUGCAGGCUAAAGGCUGCAGCCUGCUUCUUCCUUCCUUCCGUCUUCCUUCUCCCCUCCCGAGCCUCUGCAACUUUGGUCGGGCCAUGACGUUGCCAAUUCCUGAAACGUUAUUUCGAGGCCAAGAAAUAACCCACCCCGUCUAUAAGAACCACCCGGUGACCCCUCACUGGCCUUCACCAGAUCAAUAGAAUGGGAAGCAGGCGGCCUGAACACGGCGGAGCCACGGGGGUGCGGCUGCCUGAGAUAUCUCCUGAGCCUCUGGAAUUUUUGGCCAGGUCGUGGAGCGCCUCUGCCCUCCAAGUCUCCAAGGCUCUUCGGGCCCCUUCUCCCGCCUCCUUGAGAAGUACUAUCGGGCAGGUUCAUAGUGCCAGCACUAGUUCUAGCAGCUCCGCCGACCAGGAAGAAGAAGAAGCCGCAGCCGGCGAGCCGGCGAACCAGCAACUCUCAUUCUCCUUUACUUCCUCGGCUACCUCCCAACUUGUCCUCGAACGCAUUAUGUCACAGUCUGAAAUAUCGCCGCUGACAUCGGGGAGGCUCUCUCACAGUAGCGGCCCUCUGAACGGUUGCUCCCUGACGGAGGAUAUAGAAAGCCCACCGCCGGUUUCCCCCUCCCACGAAUUCGACGACGUUGUCAAGUACUUGCGUUCAAACAACACACUGCAACCUCUGUUCACUGGCGGCCGCAAUGGUUCUACCGGCGGCGUGGGCGGAGUGAGCACGCCCAGUGGCAAGACAGUAGGGAGAUGGCUCAAGGAACGAAGGGAGAAGAAGAAAGAGGAGGCUAGAACCCAUAACGCGCAGCUCCAUGCCGCCGUUUCCGUUGCUGGCGUGGCGGCUGCCGUUGCUGCAAUGGCCGCCGCCACGGCCGCAGCAUCAGCGUCUGGGAAGAACGACCAGUUGACUAAGACGGACAUGGCUGUCGCGUCAGCCGCAACACUAGUUGCCGCCCAGUGCGUGGAGGCUGCAGAGUCCAUGGGAGCCGACCGCGACCACCUAGUGUCCGCCGUGAGCUCGGCCGUUAAUGUCCGGUCUUACAGCGAUAUCACCACUCUCACUGCCGCUGCAGCUACAGCAUUGCGCGGGGCGGCAACCCUGAAGGCAAGAGCCCUGAAAGAAGUGUGGAACGUUGCCGCAGCGAUGCCGGUAGACAAAGGGACGGGGACGGGGACGGGGACGGGAAUGAAGAUGAGUGGAAGAAUUUCCAAUGAUCAUAUCAAUGGAAACUGUAACAAAGGGGCUGUUGUUGAGGAGAAUUUCCUGGAUUCUUGUAAUCAAGGACUCCUCGCCAGGGGCGUUGAGCUUCUCAAACGAACCCGCAAAGGUGAUCUUCACUGGAAGAUAGUGUCAGUCUACAUUCAUCGAACAGGCAAUGUGAUGCUGAAGAUGAAGAGCAAGCAUGUUGCAGGAACCAUCACCAAGAAGAAGAAAAAUGUGGUAAUGGAGGUCUGUAAAGAUGUGGCACCGUGGCCGGAGCGGCUCUUGUUCGACGGCGGAGAGCAGCGGCGGUAUUUUGGAUUGAAGACGGCAACGCGCGGAAUCGUCGAGUUCGAGUGCAAGAACCAAAGGGAAUACGAUAUCUGGACGCAGGGCGUCUCGAGACUCCUCUCAAUCACAGCUCAAAAGAACAACAAAUGCCACAAUUGA
This is a messenger RNA of Diospyros lotus (date-plum), 1790 nucleotides long. Its product is annotated as VAN3-binding protein-like. The record is from RefSeq and is a predicted model, not a curated record. Lineage: Eukaryota; Viridiplantae; Streptophyta; Magnoliopsida; Ericales; Ebenaceae. Gene Ontology annotation, biological process: auxin-activated signaling pathway; leaf vascular tissue pattern formation; phloem or xylem histogenesis. The transcript is spliced from 6 exons. The coding region runs from base 336 to 1790 and encodes 484 amino acids.